AUGGACAAACCUCUCUUCACUGAAAUAUUCCGACUGGCUAGAAUGGACGACUGCUUGCCGGCUCAGAGGCUGGCUCAUGAGGUGGACGGUUUUGGUAACGAGUACUGCUGGAAGGAGGUCGCACGAUAUGUCCUCUACGAGGAAACAUUCGACGAUUUUCUCAAUGAAUUCACGCCACCGCAGAUUUCAGUCAUCAACUACAAGUGUUUCUCCCUUUUGGAGCAGAGUAUUCAAAAACGUAAGCUUCUUUGCUGA
Messenger RNA from Dibothriocephalus latus, 255 nucleotides. The record is from the annotation of a GenBank genome assembly. NCBI's taxonomy places the organism in Eukaryota, Metazoa, Platyhelminthes, Cestoda, Diphyllobothriidea, Diphyllobothriidae.